This is a messenger RNA of Limulus polyphemus (Atlantic horseshoe crab), 10614 nucleotides long. RefSeq names its product talin-2-like. The record is from RefSeq and is a predicted model, not a curated record. Gene Ontology annotation, cellular component: cytoskeleton; plasma membrane; ruffle. The transcript has 60 exons. Bases 120 to 7796 code for a protein of 2558 amino acids. NCBI's taxonomy places the organism in Eukaryota, Metazoa, Arthropoda, Merostomata, Xiphosura, Limulidae. Gene Ontology annotation, biological process: cell-cell adhesion. Gene Ontology annotation, molecular function: integrin binding; actin filament binding; structural constituent of cytoskeleton.
GGCUCGGAUGUUUCAUAGAACGAAUUCGCCAAGAAAUGUCAUGGCAGGGGAAAAUGUUUUCAAAAUUUCCGAGUUCGUUUUACUUUUGGUGGAGAAGAAGUUAACAAGAAACCCUGAAGAUGGCAAAUCUUUCUCUAAAAAUAAGUGUUUUCGAGAAAAAUGUGAUAAAAACAAUGAAGUUUAAGCCUUCUAUGCUAGUUUAUGAUGCGUGUAGAAACAUAAGAGAAAAAAUUUCUGAGGCCAACCAAGGAGAAUCAAAAGAUUAUGGGCUUUUCUUACCUGAUGAAGAUCCAAAAAAAGGAGUGUGGCUGGAGUCUGGUAGAACCUUGGAGCAUUAUCUUCUCCGGGAUGGGGACUUGCUUGAAUAUAAGAAAAAGACGAGGACAUUACGUGUCAGAAUGUUAGAUGAAUCAGUAAAGACGUUACGAGUAGAUGACAGCCAGCCUGUGGCUAAUCUCAUGGUUGUUAUUUGUACAAAAAUAGGAAUCACAAAUCAUGAUGAAUUUUCACUUGUGAGAGAUCUUGCUGAAGAACCUGUCAAAGAUGCUUCUACCACGGGUACACUAACCCUAAGAAAGGAAAAGAAGGAUAAAGAAAGAGAUCAAAAAAUGGAGCAGUUGAAAAAGAAGUUAAAAACUGAUGAUGACUUAAAUUGGGUUGACCACUCGAAAACGUUAAGGGAACAAGGUAUAAAUGAAGAUGAAACACUCUUGUUGAGACGCAAGUUUUUCUUUUCUGACCAAAAUGUUGACUCGAGAGAUCCCGUACAGCUGAAUUUAUUAUAUGUUCAAGCUAGAGAUGCUAUUCUUAAUGGAACUCAUCCAGUGACAAUUGAACAAGCAUCCAAGUUCGCUGGAAUCCAGUGUCAGAUUCAAUUUGGAGAUCACAGUGAGCAGAAGCACAGGCCAGGUUUUCUUGACAUCAAAGAAUUCCUACCAAAAGAUUACUGGAAGGUUAAAGUAAUUGAAAAGAGAAUUUUUAUGGAACAUAAGACGUGCUUAGGAAUGAGUGAACUUGAAGCUAAGGUAAAAUAUGUAUCACUUGCACGGUCACUAAGAACAUAUGGCGUUACCUUUUUUUUGGUUAAGGAAAAAAUGAAAGGCAAGAACAAGUUGACUCCUCGUUUGCUUGGAGUAACAAAGGACAGUGUUUUAAGAUUAGAUGAAAAAACUAAGGAGAUAUUAAAGACGUGGCCAUUAACCACAGUUAGAAGGUGGGCAGCAUCACCAAAUAGUUUUACCUUGGACUUUGGUGACUACUCUGAUUCUUACUAUUCUGUUCAGACAACAGAGGGCGAGCAUAUCUCUCAACUCAUUGCAGGUUAUAUAGAUAUUAUUUUAAAAAAGCAAAAAUCUAAGGACCAUUUUGGAAUAGAAGGCAACGAAGGCUCCACUAUGGUAGAAGAUAGUGUAUCACCAGCAAAAGCCACAAUUAUGCAGCACACUCCAGGAGCAAAGUUAUCUCAUGUAAAUUCUGCAUCACUAGCAGUUCCUGGUGUUAUGAGAAGUGCCGCAGAUGGAGCUCAAAGCUAUAACACAGGCCACAUGCAAGGUGCUCAAUAUGGAGAAGUAAAAGGACAAGUCCACAGUGCCCACUCUCCUACCACACCACAGCAUCCAAAAGUUCACAGUAAGCUGACAGAACCUCAAAAAGCUCUACUUAGCACGAUCGAUACUGGACGAGAUGCCAUAGAUUCAGCACAGAAGGAACUGCAAGAAAAAGCAGAUCUUCCUGAAAUGGGAACAGAUCCUGCUUCAUUGCAGUGGCAACAGAACACACUUGAUGUUAAGAAACAAAGUGUGUCUUCUCAUCUUGGAGCAAUGAAUGCUGCUACAGCACAGGUGGUUACACUGACAUCUGGUUCUCCAGAUGAUGUUGACCAUCCUGGAGUGAAUGCAGCUAUCAACAUCAUUACUACCAACCUCCCAGAGAUGUCUAAAGAUAUAAAAAUGAUAGCUGCACUAAUGGAUGAAGCUGAAGGAAACAAGCUACUUGAUGCUGCCCGAGGCCUUUGCUUGGCCUUUUUUGACUUACUGAAAGCUGCUGAACCUGAUAGUACAGAGCCUCGUCAGAACUUAAUCCAAGCUGCCACACGAGUUGGAGAAGCUAGCCAUGGUGUCCUGUAUACCAUUGGUGAAGAAGAUGGUGUUAAUAAGGAUGUACAGGAUUUUCUGUUGAGUUUGGCUAAAGGAGUGGCAAACUCAACUGCAGCACUAGUUUUGAAAGCUAAGAAUGUGGCCAGCAGAUGCGAUGAUCCAGUUUUGCAGAACAGAGUAAUCAGUUCUGCAACUCAUUGUGCCUUAGCUGCUUCUGAACUGGUUGCUUGUGCAAAGGUAGUUGCACCAACCAUCAAUAAUUCUGCAUGUCAACAACAGCUUGCCGAAGCAGCUAAAGAAGUGGCUAGGGCUGUAGAAAAUAUUGUAACAGUUUGUCAGGAUGCAGUGAGGGAUGAAACCCUGUUGAAAGAACUUGGAGGUGCUGCUACAGAUGUGACCCAGGCUCUUAAUGAUCUGUUAAAUCAUGUACGAAAUCUUCCUGAACAAUAUGGGCAAUCUUCGGAACAUGAGGGUGCUGUAGACACGAUUCUUGAUGCCACUGACAAGCUUUUCAGUAGUACCGGUGAUGCUAGCGAGAUGGUUCGGCAAGCCAAGGUUCUUGCUCAGUCAACGGCUCAACUUAUUCAAACCAUCAAAGGAGAAGCUGAAUCACAACCAGACACAGAUUUACAAAAACGUUUACUAGCAGCAGCCAAAAUGCUAGCAGAUGCAACGACUCGAAUGGUAGAAGCAGCAAAGGGUUGUGCCGGUAAUCCACAUGAUUCCGAGUCACAAGAUGCACUGCGACGAGCUGCAGAGGAAUUAAGAACUGCUACAAAUGCUGCAGCCAGCAAUGCAUUAAAGAAGAAGUUGAUUCACAGACUUGAGAAUGCUGCAAGAAAUGCUGCUUCGAUGGCUACCCAGAACAUAGCAGCAGCACAGAGAGCUUCAUCACAUAAUCAAAACUGGGCAUCUCAGGAAGAGCUUAUUGAAAGCUGCAAGGCAGUGGCAGAAACCAUACCUUCCUUGGUGCAGGGAAUCAAGGCUACUAUAAAAGAACCAGAUAAUGCCAAUAAUCAGCUCUUCUUGAUCAAUGCAUCGGAACAAAUGAUUCAGCCAACUAUUAAGAUGAUUUCUGCAUCCAAAGCAGCACUUCCAACAAUCACCGACUCUUCUUCAGCAAACCAAUUGAAUAGUACUUCUAGAGAUAUGGCCAGUGCAUUGUCAGAGCUUCGUAGUUCCCUGGCAAAGGCGCAGGAAGCAUGUGGGAUACUUGAACUUGAUAGUGCUCUGGAUCUUAUCAACAGCUUAAAUGAUGAACUUGAUGCUUUCAAAAAAGCUGUGAAGGCAUUUGACUUGAAACCUUUGCCUGGAGAAACAAAUGAGUCAUCAGCACUUCAACUUGGAAGCACUUCUAAAACAGUUGGAUCCUCAAUAGCUCAACUGCUUACAGCAGCUUCUCAGGGCAAUGAAAAUUAUACAGGAAUUGCAGCUCGAGAUACUGCAAAUGCUCUUAAGGUCCUCACUGGAGCUGUAAGAGGUGUGGCUGCCACUACUUCUGAACAAGACAUCCAGUUAAAGGUUAUUGAGAAUGCCCAGGAUGUUAUGUCCAAGUCUGCUCAGCUUAUUGAAGAAGUUCGAAUAUCUGUUCAAAAUCCUACUCAUCCUGAAAAUCAGAAAAGAUUGACACAAGUUGCAAGGUCUGUAUCAGCAGCUUUAAAUAACUGUGUUAACUGCCUGCCUGGACAGAGGGAUGUUGAUGAUGCAAUUCGUAACAUUACCGAAGCCACUCAAGCUUUGAAUGCUCAAGAAUUCCCAAGCUCCAAUCGAUCAUAUGGUGAACUCCAAAGUAACUUGAAUUCAGCAGCUGCCACCUUAAACAGUGAAGUAGCUAAUGUGAUGGAGGCUUCUAAAGGUUCACCAAGUAAACUAGCCGUCUCUGCCAAAAACUUUGGAAAUGCUUUUGGUGAUUUACUGGAUUGUGGAAUGGAAAUUAUUGGGCAAACAAAAGAUUCAGAAGUACAUGGGCAAAUGGUGGUAAGCUUGAAGAAUGUGUCAAUGGUAUCAAGCAAGUUACUAGUCGCAGCUAAAUCUGUUGCUGCUGAUCCUGGUGCUCCUAAUGCUAAGAACCAGUUAGCACUUGCUGCAAGAGCUGUGACAGUAAGUAUCAACCAUCUGAUAAAUACGUGCACAUCUACAGCACCUGGUCAGAAGGAAUGUGACAGUGCAAUCAGAAAUAUUCAGAUGAUGAAGCCACUUUUGGAAAAUCCUUCUGAAGGUAUUAAUGAUUCUUCAUACUUUGAAUGCCUGGAUAACAUCAUGGAUAAGUCAAAGAAUCUUGGCGAUGGCAUGGCUGACAUUGCAAAUCAUGCUAAGAAGAAUGAACACGAGAAAUUUGGUGAAGCAGUCAAAGAUGUUUCAGAAUCAAUAUCUGCUUUGAUUGAAAAUGCUGCUCAGGCAGCUUAUCUUGUUGGUGUAUCAGAUCCUUCUAGUGUUGCAGGAAAAUCGGGAUUAGUGGACCUUGCACAGUUUGCUCGUGCUAACCAAGCGAUACAAAUGGCAUGUCAGCAGCUGACUAAUCAAACAAGUAAUCAGCAGCAGGUUCUUUCUGCGGCUACAGUGAUAGCCAAACAUACGUCAUCACUGUGCAAUUCUUGUCGAGUUGCAUCUUCUAAGACUAGUAAUCCAGUUGCUAAACGACACUUUGUUCAGUCAGCCAAAGAUUUGGCAAAUGCGACUGCAAACUUAGUCAAGGAGAUUAAGGCACUGGACCAGGAUCCCAGUGAAACAAACCGUCAUAACUGUUCAGCUGCCACUAAGCCUUUGAUUGAAGCUGUUGAGAGUCUAAAUACAUUUGCUAAUUCCCCAGAAUUUGCAAGUGUUCCAGCAAAAAUCAGCCCAAAGGCUCAAGAAGCUCAGGAACCCAUUAUUUCAGCUGGAAAGUCUAUCAUUGAUGGUUCUUGCAACAUGAUUGAAACAGCAAAGUCCCUUUCUCUCAAGCCUCAAGAUCCUCCCUCAUGGCAGGCAUUGGCUGGGUACAGCAAUGACGUUUCUGAUGCUAUUAAGAAGUUAGUCUCUUCCAUCAAGGAUAAAGCCCCAGGUCAAAAUGAAUGUGAAGAAGCUAUUAAAAAGUUAAGUAUUUGUAUCAAAACAUUGGAUCAAGCAGCACUGGAUAUCAUGAGUCAGAAUCUCUCACCUCGUCAGGACAAUACCCUGAAGGGUUUCCAAGAACAAAUGGAAAACAGUGCAACUGAAAUUAUGGACAGGAUAGACAGUGUUCGAACUUCAUCUAAAGGGGAAGCUGAGAAAAUUGGUCAUGCUGUUUCACAAAUGGUGAAUUAUUUCAGCCCACUUGUUCAAAGUGCUGUUGGUAGUGCAUCUCAUACUUUGAAUUCCAAACAACAGAUGGCACUACUUGACCAAACAAAAACAGUUUCUGAAUGUGCCUUACAGCUUGUGUAUGCAGCCAAAGAGUGUGGAGGGAAUCCAAAGGCUACACAUGGUCACACAGAAAUUGAAGACUCUGCUGAUGCUAUGCAAGAUGCUCUACAUGAUCUCUUGCACACAUUAGAGGCUGCAGCUACUGAAGCUGGAAUAGUGACUGGAUUAGUUGAAUCUCUCAAUAAGUCAGUUGCUAAGGUUGAUGAACAUGUUAGACUCAGUGAAAGUGACUCAUUUGCUGACUACCAAACUAAAAUGGUGAAUGCAUCUAAAGAAAUAGCUAGAAUUGCUCAAGAUAUGGUUGCUAAAUCAACAACCAAUGUUAAUCAUCUGGGCCCGCUGGCAGCAAACUUAUCACACCAGUAUGCUAUUGUUGCCAAUGAGUCCAGGGGAGCUGUUAGUGCCACCUCAAAUUCAGAGGUUGCUAGUAGAAUAAGAACAGCUGUGCAGGACCUGGGAACAGCAUGCAUAGAUCUGACCAAAUCUGCAGGUGCCUGUCAAAGUAAUCCUAAUGAUAUCUUCUGUCAGCGUGAUGUGGUUGGAAAUGCAAGAAAUGUCUCUGAAAAAGCCUCCUUUGUGCUUGCAGCUCUCCAAGCUGGUUCUCGAGGCACUCAGGCUUGCAUCAAUGCUGCUAGCACGGUGAAUGGAAUAAUUGGAGAUCUUGAUACUACUAUCAUGUUUGCUACUGCUGGAACCUUAAGUGCAGAAAACGAAAAUGAAAGUUUUGCUGAUCACAGAGAGAAUAUCUUGAAAACUGCAAAAGCACUUGUAGAAGAUACAAAAACAUUAGUUGCUGGAGCUGCGUCCAGUCAGGAGCAGUUAGCUGUGGCUGCUCAGAAUGCUGUGACAACUAUUGUUCAGCUAUCUGAAGUUGUAAAAUUUGGAGCAGCAUCUUUGGGAUCAAAUAACCCUGAAGCUCAGGUUCUGAUUAUUAAUGCUGUAAAAGAUGUUGCCAGUGCUCUGGGUGAUCUUAUCCAAGCUACAAAGGCUGCAUCGGGAAAAAGUAUAAAUGAUCCUGCCAUGACCAAUUUGAAAGAAUCAGCUAAGGUAAUGGUAACAAAUGUAACUUCGUUACUGAAAACAGUCAAAUCUGUGGAGGAUGAGCAUUCUCGUGGAACAAGAGCCCUGGAAUCUACCAUUGAAGUGAUUGGCCAAGAAAUUAGAGCCUUUGACUUGUCUGAUGUUCCCACUAAAAAAGCCACUCCAGAAGAGCUUGUUCGUGUGACUAAACCCGUUACUAUAGCCACAGCAAAAGCAGUUGCUGCAGGAAAUAGUGGAAAACAGGACGAUGUAAUUGUUGCUGCAAAUAUGAGCAGGAAGGCUAUUUUCGAUCUUUUGACAACUUCAAAAGCAGCUGCCUAUUCUGCUGAAAGUGAUGAAGUUAAAACAAAAAUUCUGGAGACAAGUCGUAGUUGUGCCACAAAUUACAGAGAGCUGUUGUUAAUGGUUCAUCAGGUAAUUCAGAGACCCAGCCAUGAGAGCAAGCAGCAGUUAAUUGGAAUGUCAAGAACAAUUGCUCAAUCUGUUUCCGAGAUUGUGAGUGGAGCAGAAGCCCUAAAAGGUGGAGACUGGGUUGACCCAGAUGAUCCAACAGUGAUAGCAGAAACUGAACUGCUUGGAGCAGCCUCAUCCAUUGAUGCUGCUGCCAAAAAAUUGGCCCAUCUUAAGCCAAGAAGAAACGACAUCAAGGAAGCCAAUGAAGAAAUGAACUUCGAUGAAAUGAUCCUGGAAGCAGCAAAAUCCAUAACAGCUGCUACGUCUGCCUUAGUGAAAGCUGCUUCUGCUGCACAGAAAGAGCUGGUGGAUGCUGGAAUGAUUGGGGCUCAUCCUCUGUAUACUUCUGAUGAUGGUCAGUGGUCUGAGGGACUUGUAUCAGCUGCACGACUUGUUGCUGCUGCAACUCACAGCCUUGUUGAAUCAGCUAAUGAACUCGUGCAAGGUCACGCUACAGAAGAAAAGCUCAUCUCUUCUGUUAAGCAGGUUGCUAGCUCAACAGCUCAGCUGCUUGUUGCAUGUAAGGUUAAAGCAGAUCCCGAGUCGCAAGCCAUGAAACGUCUUCAGAAUGCUGGAAAUGCUGUUAAAAAAGCUACAGAUAACUUGGUUCGUUCUGCCCAAAAAUCAAUUGAAAAUAAUGAAGAACGAAGUCUGGUCAUUAAUAAGAGAAUGGUUGGUGGUAUAGCUCAAGAAAUUAUUGCAAGAGAAGAAAUUCUUCGUAAAGAGAGAGAGCUAGAGGAAGCAAGAGAACGGUUAGCAGCUCUUCGCAGAGCAAAGUAUGGGAACAAAGCUCCUGAUGAAUAUCAUGGUUAUGGUUCUCCCUGAAUGAAUUCAUUGAGCAAGUUAAAAGUAUAGCAUUUAUUAAAUAUGUAUCUGUCUAACAUGUAAUCUGUUGAUCUAUCAAACUGUGGUGUGAUGAUUCUUGGUCUAAAUACAAAAAUUUAAAAGAGUAACAUAUAUUUGUAUAGUAUGAGAUUUGUUUUUAACUUGUUCCUGGUAUUUGGCAAAGAAAAAUUAUUUCUUAAUAGAAAAUAAGCCACUGAAUAUGUUUUUACUGCAAAAGUUUUAGUUCUAGCUGAUAGAAACUUAAAAUUAUGUAUGUUUUUGUUUAGUAUCACCAUCCAUGCCAUAGUUUUAGAGAAGAUUUAAUAGAAAUCACUUUUCAAAAUUUGCUGGUGAAUGACUCAUUUUUGUUGCAUAUUAUUUCAAAUUCUUCCUAAAUCUUGAGUUGCAUACGAGUAUUUUCUUUUCAUGGAAAUAACUAAGGUGUUAAUUGUAUAACAGCAUGUCCUAGCCAAAAACCUUUCAUACAUGCAUAACAUAUAUAGUGAAUGUAUCAUGAGAAGUUUUCUUUCAUAGAAAAAAAAAAUGCUCAAGUUUUCUUAUGCCAUGCAUGUCAGUGUCAUUUUGUGUACUAUGAGAAUAUGUAUUCUUUGAAAGUUUUAUAUCCAUUGUGUCGCUUAGUGGCAUAGAUUCUUUCAUUCCAAUCUCCAGCAUAUUUUAAAACACAAAUAUCUCUUCACAAUCUGCACAUUAUGUUACCAUGAAAUCUUGUAAAGCAUUUAUAUUUUUGCUAAACUGACAUUAAGCUUCUAUUUUUAUGCUCGCCUGUAAUACAAUUGUGUAAUUUCAGGUAUUCUGAAAUACAUAUUAGAAUUUUAAUAAAUCUCAGUGAGUUUAUGAACUUUUUUUUUUUCUAGUUUAUAUAACACAGAUUGUAUAUAAUAUGCUAGUCAUAAACUGAAAUUAAUGUUGGUAGUGGUACUAUAUGCUUAAAAGUGGAAUUAAACCAGGAAAGUUGGGGUUUAUACAUUAUGUACAAACUUGUAUGUAUAAGAGUUCAAUAAAAAGGAAUUUUGAAGUGGUAGUUUGAUGCACACAUAAAUGGUUUAUACUUUAUUAGCCUAUAAAAAGGUUCUAAAGAGCAUUAAUUUAUAAAGAAAAAUCUUAUUUUCCAAUAUGCAACAAAAGAAAACCUUCGAAUAACCAUAGGUUUCUUGAUAAAAUUCAUAAAUGUAAGAUUUAAAAAAAAGGUUCCUUUGAAGCAUUUUCUUAAAGCUCAUUAUGAUGACUUUGUCAUCUUGUAUGCCUUUAAAUGGUUAUUGCCAAUACACAGAGAAGCACGAGAUGAACUUUACAUGUAUGUUAUUAUAAUCACUAUUAAACUUCAUGCCCUUGACUCCAUCCUAUUGAUGUAAUAAUGAACUCUAUUGCAACAAUAUAAUGCAAGAGUUAUAUAAAGAUAUUGUUAUAAGUUAAGCUUUUAUGAUACAAGUACUGGUAAAGAGAUUAAACUAGCAUUUCUUAUAUUAGGCAUUUAUUUGUUCUGAAAGUGAAUAACUGUCAUUAAUUUUAAUUUUCUACUUCUAAUUAUGAAAAUUGAGUACAUUAAGUUUAAAUGGAAACUUUAUUAUUUUCCUGAAAACACAGCAUAACUUUCUGCUAACAUUAAGUAGGCUUAGAAAACUAAUUAAUCAUUUCAAACUAUCAAUAAAAUAAUAUUUCUUUUGGAGGAAAACAUUUAGUACAGAAUUGUUAUGUGUAUUUGUUUUUUGUGUGUUUUUAUUUUUUUACAUUUCUUUCAUCUUUUCAGAAACAGUUAUAUUAAUCAAUUAUGCACAUUUUGUCAUUUCAUAAUGUGAAAGAAAAUGUUUUAUUUGAGCAUAAAUUACUAAGAAAAUAUUGUGCAUUGAAUUUACAUAUUUUUUGUGCAACACAGGUCACAAAAGUGUAGUUUAGUAUUUUACUUCAUUGCAAGCUCAGUAUUAUCACAACUAAGCAAUGAUUAUAUGUGUAGUAGUAGUAUUUUUGAUAACGGUCCAUCAUUCCUAUCUUUUUUUACUGAAAUACGUUAAAUUGAUUUUUAUUUAGUAUUAUUGGAAACAUCCUUGUUCUCAUAAUUUAACAUACUAAUUCAAGAAUAAAGCAAACGUAUAUAAAAAUAACUUUUUAAAAAAAAAAUUUUUCAUUAUCAUUUCUGUUUCAAACAAACUAUGAAAAGGGAGGUAAUUUGAUUUUAAAGUUCAUGGUUAUCUAUUUUAUAUAUACAUAUAUUUUUAUACGUAUCUCUAAUUCCUAAUCUAGUAACAAACCUGGUGCUAACUGUUGAUACUGAUGACAAUUCUGUUCUAGUAGCGAUAACUGACAAUGAAAAUAUUAAUUUGUAUAAUUUAAAAGCAUUUCUGAACAGUUAGUUGUUUCUAAUUGCUUGUAAAGAAAGGUCUUGUGUUUGAGAAUGAAAUUAACAGCUGUAUUAAUAAUAUAACUAUACAUGAUCUAAAUAUAAAUUCUGUAGAAGUGUUUGGUUGUUGAUGUUUUUACCACUGUAUGAAAGACUAUUUUUGUUGUUAAUAGUUAGUAAAUCAUGUUCAGAAGAAGUAUUCAUAGUUUCUGGAUUUAGUUGUGUGCAAUAUAUAUAUAUUGUACUUGAAAUACUUAGGUAAAAAGCAAUCAUAUAUAUUAUCCAGUAAUUAAAGAAAAUAAUGUGAACUGUAUCUCGCACUUGAAUAAGCGGAUUUCUGAUAUACCUAAUUAUAUUUGCUUCGUAAUUGUAAUUAGAAUAAGCUAACAUACUUUUUUACAUUACUGACUUGUGUAAUUUUUCAUCAAAUGACUGACAAUAAAGCUGUAUUAAUUCUCCUUA